Molecule: messenger RNA, 1011 nt
Organism: Egretta garzetta (little egret)
Lineage: Eukaryota; Metazoa; Chordata; Aves; Pelecaniformes; Ardeidae
Product: cadherin-1-like
Exons: 8
Biological process (GO): cell morphogenesis; calcium-dependent cell-cell adhesion; homophilic cell-cell adhesion
Cellular component (GO): adherens junction; catenin complex; plasma membrane
Molecular function (GO): calcium ion binding; cadherin binding
Source: RefSeq, a predicted model, not a curated record
CGCCACCAGCCGCAGCAGGAUGUGGCACCCUACGUGCUGACCUUCCCCGAGCCCGGCCAUGGCCUCCGGCGGCAGAAGAGGGACUGGGUCAUCCCCCCCAUCAACUGCCCCGAGAACGAGCGGGGGCCCUUCCCCAAGAAGCUGGUGCAGAUCAAAUCCAACAAGGACAAGGAGACCAAGGUUUUCUACAGCAUCACGGGGCAGGGGGCGGACACCCCCCCCGUGGGCGUCUUCACCAUCGAGCGGGAGACGGGGUGGCUGAAGGUGACGCAGCCGCUGGACCGGGAGGAGAUCGAUAAAUACGUCCUCUUCUCCCACGCCGUCUCGGCCAGCGGGCAGCCCGUGGAGGAUCCCAUGGAGAUCAUCAUCACCGUGACGGACCAGAAUGACAACCGGCCCAUCUUCACCAAGCAAGUCUUCAUCGGUUACAUCGAGGAAAACGCGAAGCCGGGCACAUCCGUGAUGACUGUGAACGCCACGGAUGCAGACGAUGGCAUCAAUGUGAACAAUGGCAUCAUCAACUACUCCAUCCUCAGCGAGGAGCCCAAGAGCGCCCAACAGAUGUUCACCAUCGACCCGGAGAAGGGCAUCAUCAGCGUCAUUGGCACGGGGCUGGAUCGGGAGACCACUCCCAACUACACACUGAUCAUCCAGGCUGCGGACCAGGAGGGCAACGGCCUGACCAACACCGCCACUGCCAUCGUGGAAGUCACUGAUGCCAACUCAAUGCAUGCCAUCAACAGCACCUACAAGGCCAUCGUCCUGGCUGUGGACAGUGGGUCACCGGAUGCCACCGGCACGGGGACGCUGCUCCUCCUCCUCCGGGAUGUGAACGACAACGGGCCCACGCCGGAGCCCCGGAUCUUUGACGUCUGCAGCCGGCAGCCCGAGGAGCAGAUACUGAACAUCGUUGACAAGGACCUGCCCCCCAACACCUACCCCUUCCACGCAGCGCUGGAGUAUGGCUCCGGCACCAAUUGGACCAUCAGGGUGACCGGACAAGGUAGGUGA